Entelurus aequoreus (snake pipefish) is the source of this 4219-nucleotide messenger RNA. RefSeq names its product Rho GTPase activating protein 42a (gene arhgap42a). The coding region runs from base 426 to 3242 and encodes 938 amino acids. Gene Ontology annotation, cellular component: cytoplasm. Lineage: Eukaryota; Metazoa; Chordata; Actinopteri; Syngnathiformes; Syngnathidae. Gene Ontology annotation, molecular function: protein binding; GTPase activator activity. Gene Ontology annotation, biological process: signal transduction. The record is from RefSeq and is a predicted model, not a curated record. The transcript has 24 exons.
CCCCCAACUCGCCUCACAUUCUUUGCCAAGAGCUGUUAUUAUUUCACCAAAGUCCGCCUUCCUUCCGGGGCUCCUCUCCCGCCAACAUCAAGCGGUCUUUCAACCGGACUGCGAGGGGAACUUUUCGCCGGACUCAAUGAAAUGUUCCGAGGCCAGAAUCGCCACUUUAGAUGUUUUUUUGUUUUUUUGUUUUUUUUUGUCGAAGCUAGCUUAAAGUGUAACGGCUAUUAACCGGAAGUGGUUAGCAGGGAAAAAGGCACGUAAAACCGGAAGUGGUAAGCAGGAAAAAGGCACCCGGGGGAUAAAAAACAGAAAAGAAAAAAGAUUAGAGUUCAGCAAGAAGUCUGAGCAGAAGUCUCCCAGGACGAAGACUUCCUCCGUGGACCGAGUAGUGCCGUCCGUGUGCUGCGGGACCGCGGAGUUUGAUGAUGGGUUUGCCGACGCUGGAGUUCAGCGACUCUUUCCUGGACAGUCCUGAGUUCCGAGAGAGACUUCAGUGCCAUGAAGCCGAGCUGAACAGAACCAACAGGUUUAUUAAAGACCUCCUCAAGGAUGGAAACAUGCUCAUAUCCGCACUCACAAGUCUUUCUCUCGCUGUGCAGCGCUUCUCGCAGUCCCUGCAGGAGUUCCAGUUCGAGUGCAUCGGAGACGCCGAGACCGACGACGAGGUCAACAUCGCCCAGUCGCUGAAGGAGUUCUCUCAGCUGCUGAGCACCAUGGAGGAGGAGAGGAAGCGACUGAUCCAGAACGCCGACGACGUGUUGAUCUCGCCGCUGGAGCGCUUUCGCAAGGAGCAGAUCGGCGCCGUCAAGGAGGGAAAGAAGCAGUUUGACAAGGAGACGGAGAGGUACUACUCAGUCCUGGACAAGCACCUCAGCUUGUCCCCCAAGAAGAAGGAGUCACAGCUGCAAGAGGCCGACUCGCAGAUGAGCAAAGACCGGCAGGUGUUCUACGACGCUUCACUGCAGUACGUCUUCAAGAUCCAAGAGGUGCAGGAGAGGAAGAAGUUUGAGUUUGUGGAGCCGUUGUUGGCCUUCCUGCAAGGCUUGCUGACGUUCUACCACGAAGGCUACGAGCUGGCCAGCGAGUUUGAGCCCUACAAGCAGCAGCUGCAGUUCAACCUGCAGAAUGCCCGCAACAACUUUGAAAGCACGCGCGCCGAAGUGGAGAGACUGAUGAAGAGGAUCCGGUCCGCCGAGGAGGACUUCAAGGCCCCGAGCUGCUUCACCAUGGAGGGAUACCUGUGCAUACAAGAGAAACGUCCGCUGGGCAGCGUGUGGACCCGGUACUACUGUACGUACGAGAAGACUUCUAAGAUGUUCACCAUGAGCAACACAGAGGCCCGACCCUCGGGCCGACAGAACGGCGUGCUAAACGGGACGCCGGAGAUGUUCAAGCUUCGGUCGUGUGUCCGAAGGAAGACCGACUCCAUCGACAAACGUUUCUGCUUCGACAUCGAAGUGGUGGAGAGACAUGGCGUCCUCACCCUGCAAGCACUGUCUGAGGCCAACAGGCGCCUGUGGAUGGAAGCCAUGGACGGCAAAGAGCCCAUCUACACUCUGCCAUCUUUACUCAGCAAGAAGGAAGAGACUUUUCUCAACGAGACCGGCUUCAGCUUCGUAAGGAAGUGCAUGGAGCUGGUGGAAAGCAGAGGCCUCACCACUCUGGGCCUCUACCGCACCGGGGGAGUCAACUCCAAAGUGCAGCGCCUGAUGACCAGCAUAUUUGCCUCCACUUCUGCUUGGGACGCGCAGCUGGACGCAGACGCUUGGGACAACAAGACCAUCACUAGCGGCCUCAAGAACUAUUUUCGGUGCCUGGCAGAACCGGUCCUGACCUACCGGCUGCACAAAGAUUUGAUCAAGGCUGCAAGGUAUGACGACCAGAAGCAACGAGUCAGAGCCGUCCACGCUCUCGUCCACAGACUACCGGAGAAGAACCGAGCCAUGCUGGACCUCUUGACCAGUCACCUGCUCAAGGUCUCCGCCCACUGUGACCAGAACCUGAUGACCGUGUCCAACCUGGCCAUGAUCUUUGGCCCCACCCUGAUGAGGUCGCAGGAGGAGACGGUGGCGGCCAUGAUGAACAUCAAGUUCCAGAACAUCGUGGUGGAGAUCAUCAUCGAGAACCACGACAAGAUAUUUGGCGAGGCCCCGGACCUCUCGGUGCCGCUACCUCAGGCGCCAUCUUCUCGGGCGACUCCUCGGAGGAGCAAAGCCAUCUGUCUGUCAUCGGGGAAGAGGAAGCCGCGCCUUUACCCGCCUGCUCUCUGCUUGGCAGACAACGACAGUGACACGUUCAGCAGCAGCCCGGGCACCACCCCCAUGGGCACCACCCCCAUGGGCAGCCAGGAGUCUCUGUCCUCGCACUCCUCGGAGAAGAACGGCGUGCCGCAAGCGUCUCCCCUGUCCUCGCCUCCUCCCGCCCAGCCCAGCCCCUCCUCUCAAGUGGAGCCGUCUCCUUCCCGCGCCUCCAACGGAGGAGAGCGCCAAUGGGCGGCGGACGACCCGGCCGUCCCUGGCAAGCGGGCGUCCUCCGUGGCUUCGUCCAUGUUGUCUCUGCGCUCGGCGGCAGAGCGGACGGAUUCCACCGUCUCCUUGUCGUCCGCCAAGGAGUCCAGAUCUCACUCGUCCUCGUCCACCAUCCAGCUGUCCUCCUCGCACUCCCCUCUGAGGGAGGGUCGCUCGGUCCAGAGAGUGUCCUCCGUCUCCUCCCUGGUGGAGCAAAGAGAAGCGACACGGGGGAAAGACUCUCCUCCCACCUACAGGAGGGCCUCCACCUCCUCCUCCUCCUCUUCGUCCUUGUUCCCCUACCAGCGCUCCACAUCGUCCUCGCUCACCUCCCUGCACAUCUCUGAAGAUUAUAGGAGCUGCCACGGCUCCGUGCAGAGUUUGGCCUCGCUGGACCCCCGAGACGCCUCACGCAGGAUCUCACACCUCCGCCGAAGCUCCGACGUCAAACACUCCUCGUCCAGCAACGGCUACCAGAGACCCGGAUCCGUCCUGUCAGCACGCACUCAACAGCGGGACAGCUCACUCUUCUCCUCAGCUUUGGACAUUUGUCCCUCCGGAAGGGAAGCCAAGGCUCUGUACUCCUGUGAGGCGGAGCACAGCCAUGAGCUCAGCUUUCCACAGGGGGCGCUGCUCACCAACGUGCAUUCGUCCGUGGAACCAGGUUGGCUGCAGGCGACCUUCAAGGGCAAGACGGGCCUCGUUCCGGAAAACUACAUCGCGUACGCCUGACUGACGUCGCUCACGUACGCCUGACUGACGUCGCUCACGCCUGACUGACGUCGCGUACGCCUGACUGACGUCGCUCACGCCUGACUGACGUCGCGUACGCCUGACUGACGUCGCUCACGUACGCCUGACUGACGUCGCUCACGUACGCCUGACUGACGUCGCUCACGCCUGACUGACGUCGCGUACGCCUGACUGACAUCGCUCACGCCUGACUGACGUCGCGUACGCCUGACUGACGUCGCUCACGUACGCCUGACUGACGUCGCUCACGCCUGACUGACGUCGCGUACGCCUGACUGACGUCGCUCACGCCUGACUGACGUCGCGUACGCCUGACUGACGUCGCUCACGUACACCUGACUGACGUCACGUACACCUGACUGACGUCGCUCACGUACACCUGACUGACGUCACGUACACCUGACUGACGUCGCUCACGUACACCUGACUGACGUCGCUCACGUACACCUGACUGACAUCACUCACAUACACCUGACUGACUUGUGACGUCAUCACACUGCUGACCGCCUUGAAAAUGUUUACCGUCCAGAAGUCCACUUUGACACCUGUGCCAAAGUGUUGCUGAAAUCACUGAAAUAUUGACUGACACUGGCCACAACAUUAGGUACACCUGCACCGUCCAAUGCAGGGCUGUCCAAAGCACACAAGUUUGCAUUCAUUUAACUACACGCUCCAAAAGGGACAAGCGGUAGAAAAUGGAUGGAUGGAUGGAUGCUAUUGUGUCACCAUCUAGUGGGCAACUUGAAUAAAUCAGGUCAAGGACCUUUUAAUUAUGCUCUUGAAUGGGAGUUUGUGCAGCAUUUACUUGUAUGACCCAAUUCAAACAACCUUCCCCAGUCAUGAUGCUGACAUAAGUCAACACACAUGGUCACAAAUAACACAACCUGUUCACUGAACUUUGUGGAUAUUAUUAAAAAUAUAGUAACCUUGACUAUUAUCCGUCCAUCCAUCCAUUU